Molecule: messenger RNA, 7513 nt
Organism: Folsomia candida
Lineage: Eukaryota; Metazoa; Arthropoda; Collembola; Entomobryomorpha; Isotomidae
Gene: mAChR-B
Exons: 7
Coding region: 1770-5642 (1290 amino acids)
Biological process (GO): adenylate cyclase-activating adrenergic receptor signaling pathway
Cellular component (GO): membrane
Molecular function (GO): G protein-coupled receptor activity
Source: RefSeq, a predicted model, not a curated record
CCCUGCUCACAACACGACCACCACCUCCUCCCAUAAAUCCAACUAACUCGCUCUCCUCACCUGUGCCACGGCUGGACUCGUUCUCCUCCAGCUCAUCAUCUCGCCAAUAAUAUUACAUCGCCCCCACACUCUCGUCCCUUCUCAUUACCUCCGAAAGAGAGGAAGAAAGGGUGGGGAGAUCAUAAAGCACGGAAAUAAUUGGGCUGCUGCCUCCCAGUCUUGUCAGUCGUCCGACGUUGGGAGAGAGACAAGUGGUCAUCAUAAAAUAGACUGGGAAAGUCGAUACUCUUCAGCGUUGUUGGGGGCGACUUGAGACAACGACUGGACGGAGCUCACUUUCUCCUCUUGCCAACCAACAUGAGACGUGAACCAGUGUGCAAAAUGUGAGAAAGUUGAAGCCUCUCGAACAUUUUAUGUUUCUUUCUUCUGGUUUUCAUUGACGCUUUGUACAUAUUGCGAGGCAUUAGCGGUGCAUGCACUUUAUGAUUUGCACCUUAUUCAGAACACGUUGUUUGUGACCUAACAAAGUGCUACUGGGAGAAAACAUUGGUGGAUAUUCGCUCACCUCCUUCUUUUUCGGAAGCAUUUGCCAGACUUGACUGUGACGGAGCGAGGAGUGUAAUUUAGCUAGCUUGGACUAGAGACUCGUCUGUCCUGCACUUUGUUGGCGUUAUUGAGUGCAAACAGGGAGGGAGGAUGAGCUGCUGCGAUGAGGAGAAAGUCAGCACCACUGGAGAAGAGUCUUCCUUGCUGGGAUAUUGCCAUUUAUUUAUUUAAAAGCUACUCAGCCUUGGUCUUGAUUUCCCCAAUUACGUGGCCAGCACUGGCAGCAGCAACCAAAGCUCCCCCAGAGCCUCAACCUCAAAGUAAAACGGAUGCGACACAAAAUCGGCUUAUACUUAAAGAUGAUGGGAACACAUCGUCCCACGUUGCACGCUCAUCUGCAUUAUCUCGGAAAAGCUCCAUGUGCCACUAAAUCCACAUUAGAUUACGGAAUUUAAUCAAACUGAAUUCAACCCACUUCCACCCAGGAAUGGCACCAAAUUCCAACGGAGAACACAUUCAGACGGCGCGUUUGAUAUGAACAAAUCCGUGUGUACCUCGUCGUCCUCUCGUCUCGCGUAUCUUUCACCUGUAAAGCCAAGCAAGGCAAUCAUUCGCCAGCCAACAAGAGCAGCCACAAAAAUCACUUAGUAAUCCACGAGAUCAAGUGAUGAGAUCAUGCCCCGAGUCCGCCUCGAUUGUCUGACGGUCAACUUCAACUCGACGUGGGAAAUUUCCAGCAAUCAGGAACGAUGAGCGAAGAAGAUGCUGCUUGUUUCGUCACCCCUUCUUCGUCAUGGCCACCUGCUACGCGACGCAUCUUCACCGACGCGUAGGAAUGCUCUCGUCCUGACUCCAGUGACUGGACAUCCGUCUCCACCAGGUUACGAGUGUCUGGGGAUCAAGGUGCGAAUGACUUGCUCGAGAGAAGCAGACCCAUCGUCGUGUAUCUGUCCGACUGACUUGUGGGCGCAGACAGUGGUGGGCGUGGUGGUCUUGUGGGGAGAAAAUGUGCACCACAGCUCUUCCUCUGCCGCCAUCACGUACCUGGGAGAAAGUGAACUCUAAACAAUAGGUUAUCUAGUAGGGAAGGAGAGAGAAACAGUGAGCUGGACGGUUUUUGGAUGAGUGCAUGUGAGGAAAAGUGUGGAUCCGACCAGGGCACGAGAAGCCGACAGCAGCAGAGAGCCUGACUCCAAGACGAGGAGCAGCAGAAGGAAGAAAGGAUGGAGGCAGAGGGGUUUGGAUACAGCGAGAGAAACUCCUCUGGGAAUUACACACCGAUUUAUACAAUUUCUCACCAUUUUAUUAAGAACUGGAACACCCGACGUCAAAUCCAAAGGUUGUGCAAGGACCCUCAGUUUGCGGUGGAAUGUAACUUUCUGAACGCGACUGGGGCAUUUGGCUCGGACUACAACAGCACGUACCCAUUAGCACCACCCGACGACACGGGCACUUUGUUUAGCAAUGCAACCGACCCAACAACCCCAGUUCUUCCACCCUUUGAAACAUGGCAGUCCGUAACGAUCGCAUUUUUCAUGAUCAUCUGCAUCUUGGCCACAAUUUUUGGCAACAUUUUGGUCCUCCUCGCCUUCAUUGUGGAUCGAGGGAUUCGCCAGCCCUCCAACUACCCCAUCGCCUCUCUCGCCGCCACGGACCUCCUCAUCGGAAGCGUCUCCAUGCCCUUCUACUUGGUGUAUGUGCUUCAAGGGAAGUGGAUUCUGGGGCCGAUGAUUUGCGACUUGUGGCUCUCGAUUGACUACACGGUUUGUCUCGUCUCGCAGUACACCGUGCUCCUCAUCACCAUCGACCGCUUCUGCUCUGUCAAAAUCGCCGCAAAGUACAGGUCAUGGCGCACCAAGAACCGUGUAAUCUUUAUGGUCGUGAUAACCUGGGUGAUUCCGGCCCUCCUCUUUUUCACCUCAAUCUUUGGGUGGGAACAUUGGAAGGGAUUUCGCGACUUGGAGGAUGGCGAGUGUGCAGUGCAGUUCUUAAAGGACCCCUGGUUCAACACGCUGCUGAUCAUCGGGUACUACUGGACGACGCUGGUGGUGCUGUUCGUGCUGUACGCGGGGAUUUACAAGACGGCGUGGCAGAUGCAGCAAAAGUCAGAGGACAAGCGAAAGAGGAUGCAGGACAUGGUAAAAAUGACAGCCGGAGGGUUGGCAGGUGUGGCUGGGAAGACGGCUGGGAUCCAACCCGUCCCGGUCAUCGCUGCUGGAGGGACGAACAACAACAGCAUCCGGGCCACAGGGAACAAUACGCUCCACGUGACGGGUGACAGUGGCAACAACUCGACCAGGCCAGACUCGUCCGACUCCAACGAGAAGAAAGGGGACAAUGAGCGCUCCUCCAGCCCAGCUUUCGACUCGGACGAAGACUCCACUUCCGUCGUGACCAAAAAGUCUAAACCCAAGUCCAACUCGCACCACCACGGGAAGGCCAAGCGAAGUGGGGGUCGUUCAGAGGCUGGUAGCAAGGUGCCCCCCGUCCCCCCUCCACGAGCCUCCUCCAACCCACCCAACUACAACAAUAAUGCUCCCGCCACCGUCAGAAAUCAACAUCAGUCCUCCUCCUCCAUGGUCAAGCAACCAUUUACGACGACGACGACGGUGGUGCAGCAGCGGGCAGGGUCGAUUAGCCCAUGUGAGGAUUUCCCACCUCCACCCCCAGAACUGCUGGGCACUGAGCAGCAAAAGACGACGCCCUCCAAGAGCAGGGUCCACCAACCCCCGCAGUCACUCCCCAUCUCCAGCAGAGACCGGCGUCCGAGCAGUGCAGCCUCACGACACAGUGGGACAAAUAACAACGGCGGCGGCGGUGGUGGUGGUGGGACGAACGGACCGCUGGAGGAGACAAUAAUACUGAGCAGUAGGAAAGGGUCCACGUCUGGAGCAACAGGGUCAGGUCGGAGUGGGAAAGUGGUGGUGGUGGAGAGAGGCAGUACAAUGAUGACGUCAAAAGAAUGCAGAGUGACGACAGCGGAUUUAGUGAUUGAGGAGAAAGUGGACUCUAAAGAUUCGGGGAUUACAAACGAGUCCUAUGAGCGAACCCCUGGACAAGGAAACUCGUACGAAUCCGUUGUUCUAGUGAGCCCACAAGUCCAUCAUCAACAGACGUUGGUCGCCUCUGGGGGAAGCAAUGCCACGUCGUCGUCCUCAAUGUCGUCCGUGCUUCAACCUUCGACGCGAGACAUUCACGCCAGCAUCCAGCAGCAAUGCUCCAACCUGAGACUGGCUUCCUUGGCCAACUGCAGUGGGGGUGGUGGUGGUGUGGAGGCUAUCACACCCGAGAGCACGAGCACACUCCACGAAACCGUCUUCCUGGGCAAUUCCGCCACCACCACGACCGCAGCAGCCGCAUCUUUGGCUGAGUUCAACAAGGCCAAGUUUUGGAAUUCGUCCCUUCACUCCUCCACAACCACGUUGCGAGGGGAUGGUGGGGACGUGGGCAGUGGGGGAGUGCCCCUCAUGGACGUCGUGGCUUCCAUUCUGGACAGCACCAACAAUCCAAACCUCUCGGUCGAGGACAAGCGCCACUCGGUCCUGUCUUCCUUAAGCUUCCUCGACGGGGCUGACUUUCGCUACAUGGACGAAAGCUCCAUCACCGUUGAGACCCCGACACCACCCUCGUCCGGCAUCUACGAACCAGCCGCCGCACCCCUCGAGCCAAACUGCUGGACACUCCAACUGCAACACUUGGUCCGCCAACUGCUCAUCGCCCAGCAGCAGAACCUGUCCCCACAAACCACGGUUCCCCUCAUUCAACAGCUGCAGCAACAACUGAUCAUCCAACAGCAACAAAUCCUCUUGCAACAAGCCAUGCUCACCCAGCUGCAAAUCCCGCCCGCCCCCGUCGUCCCCACCUCUUCGACGACUCACUCAAUCCUUGACAAUCAACUUGCUGGUCACGGCGGCGGCGGUGGUGGUGCUCAGCCCAAAUGUCUCUGCAGCAUGUCCAAAAGCGGAUCUGCUCAAAGCUUCAAAGUGGGUUCCCAUUCUCACCAGCAGCACAGCUAUUACGCACAGUUGGCGUCGAACGCGGCUUGUGCCACGAAGCAACUGGUGGGCAAUGCUCCUCACGCCAGAGCAGAGGAGUCCAGUCUCUGCAGCGGCUUCCAGCAGUGUUCAAGAUGUUCCACCCCUGCUUUCCAGGAGGAAAUCCCUCUCGAUGACCUUAGGUCUUUGCGCCACUCACACAAUCCUCCCGUUGGAGAUGACAAUAAAAUUGGUGCUAAUGCCACGUCCUCCCUCUCCUCGCAAAUUCCCCACAAAACUACAACGUCCCGUAGAGAAAGCCAAGUCCAAACUUCUCCCAUGGACUCCUCCUCACAAAUACCACGAAUACCUCCUCCACCCCCGCGAAACCAAACCCCCACGACCCCACAACAACACCAGAUGCCCACUGAUCCCUUAUCCCAGCCCGCAGGCAAGCCCACUCCUCUCAAAGCCAGCGGCAGGCCCAAGGGAACCACGCCACACUCCGCAGACGAGGAGAAGAUUUCGGAUGCGGGUGGCGUUUACUGCGGUGGGGCUGACUCGUCUUCCAGCGGUGGCGGUGACAAGCAGGUAGGAGGAGCACCACCACCACAUGCUGUCGUUGCUUCUGCCGCGCCUCCUUCUAGGACAAUAGCUCGACUGGAGUUGGAGGCCAUUGAGACGGUCUCGGUUGGUGGGGCGGUUGCCACGACGAGCACUGGAGGGCGGAGGAGUGGGGGUGGCAGUGGGUGCAUGGACGAGGAGGACAGUGAGCGUGUCGAGCCCACGAAAUCUCGAAGUCUGGUGAAAUCUUUGGGUAAACGGAUCAAGCGGAAGCGUCAGAAGGAGGGGAGGCAAAAGUCCAAGUCUGAGAACAGGGCGCGGAAAGCGUUGCGGACAAUAUCUUUUAUUCUGGGGGCGUUUGUGAUGUGCUGGACCCCAUAUCAUAUCCUGGCCAUGGUGGAAGGCUUCUGUGGAUGCAUCAACAGUCACGUCUACAUGUUUGCCUACUUUCUCUGCUACGCCAACAGUCCAAUCAACCCCGUGAUGUAUGCCCUCUCUGCGCCCAUCUUCAAAAAGACUUUCACUCGCAUCCUCAAGGGUGAUCUGCAUAUGACCUAGUCAACAAACAAAUUAGUCGAUAACCUGUACGCCCAUCAUAACUGCAUACCUGCUGCCAGAUAGAUACUUGUCCGUCGUCUCGUACGUUUCGACAACAACCUCCCCCAUUUGAUUUCCCACCUAUUUACAUAGCUACAUAUUUACUCAGAUACUUAUUACUUUUCCCAACUCUGGUGACAAGAUGACGUUCUCUGAGUGGCAAAAGGUCCCUGGUCAUCGUCGCCUCUUCCCUCCUUCUCCUUCGGGUAACAGAAAACAUGAUCGUGUGGUGGUAGAUUCCAGAGCUGUGCUACUGCAAUUACUCUUACUAAACGUAUCUUACUCCACGUAAGUAAAUAUGUAGGUGAUAUUGCGUACUGAGUGACAUAGUUGUCAACUAAAUAUUUACUACCGUACUCAUCAAGAAAUGUUUAAUAGGCUAAGAAUAAACACAGUCUAUCUACAUAUAUAUUAAAUUAUACAGUCAGUUAAUAUGUACAUGGUCAUAAACAUACUCCGUAAUAAUGUGAGCAUAAUUUAUCUACAAAAAUAGCCUGUACUUACAUGAUUUCCAUGUCGAGUAGGAGAUUUAGCGUGGGAUGAAGUAGAGAAAGUGAUGCACGUGAACGAGAAAGAGAAAAGACACGAGCCCGUCUUUUCUCAUUCUGGGUCAAAGGUGUACAAAUUAUUUAAUAACGUUAAUAAAUAUCAGAAUAUAUACAUACAUUCCACACCUCGUACAUACAUGUGUAAGUACCACAAGAGUCGGGUGCUGAGCAGACAGAGUAAUCCAUAACAAAUUAAGCGAGUAUUAAGGAUAAACGUAUUUAACGACGAGUGGACUGACACGGAGAGGAAAGUCCCUGCUUUUUUUAUGGGUCUGCAAAAUAAUCUCAGCGUGUCUGUAUUUGUUAGCGAAUAGGAUUUAUGUACCUCUUUCUUGUCGUAAUUCUGGGGUGAUUUGAUAACCUGGGUAAGUAGUGGAAACUUAUUUUUUAUGUUGAAGGUGAGCUAGAAAGAAGGAAACUUAUUGUAAAUUAUGGUCGAUCUCCUAUCAAUGUUCCAUCCAUAGCUAGAGUAGCCGAAGCCAAGGAGGAAGCACAUAUUUAUUACGGAAUAUGCCGUGGUGGAGAAAGUAGAGAAAUCCCAGUACUUACUUAAUUCAUUGUUACAUGCAUAUUUCUAUGAACCACUUGUGUAACCCUGUCCGAGUCCUGACGUGCAUUGUACAGGCAAAUAUUUAAGUUCGUCUAGUUCCGUGUAACACAUAUUUAGGCUCAGGUUUGAUCAUAUUCAGCAACGUUCCCCAUUUUCAAAACAUGUGGCGAAUCAACGAGUGUUUAGCUUUUAAUUCGUCUCAUCCUCCAGACCACAACCAAUCGUCAAUGAAGACGGUUUUAUGGUUUUAUAUACUCAUCCUCAUAUUGUCACGUCACUUUACUUGAUUCCUCCCAUUCUGACGUUCUCAUCAGUUUGUUAAGCACCUAUUUGUCCAUGGAUCCCCGGUGGAGGACAUUGUGUGUGUGCCCAGAGGAGGAGAGCAGAAGCUGAACCUGUUCACGAGGAACGUGUGUAAUCUCAUUUUAUUAUUUGUGACUCAGAUGAAAGAUUAGCGUGUAGAGUUUGUGGAUGUUCUUGUUUGACCAGCUUAGCCGUACUAACAUUGUGUAGUUGUUAAAUUUUAUCUAAAUAGUAAACCUGCUUUUACUCUUUUGUGGGUUAAGCCUUUAUAACUUUGGUGGUGGUGACGACUGAGCGUGACGUAAAUACGUGUAGUCUUUGUAGUUAUCUGUUGAUGAGUAGACGUGAAUAUAUUAAAAAACAAAUGCGUGUUAUUGAAGUUCUGUGUCGUGUAACAAAUCCAAAGACAAUAAAAAAAUAUUAUAUGUCUA